This is a messenger RNA of Apis dorsata (giant honeybee), 608 nucleotides long. RefSeq names its product odorant receptor 13a-like. Gene Ontology annotation, molecular function: odorant binding; olfactory receptor activity. NCBI's taxonomy places the organism in Eukaryota, Metazoa, Arthropoda, Insecta, Hymenoptera, Apidae. The transcript is spliced from 6 exons. The record is from RefSeq and is a predicted model, not a curated record. Gene Ontology annotation, biological process: detection of chemical stimulus involved in sensory perception of smell; sensory perception of smell. Gene Ontology annotation, cellular component: plasma membrane. Bases 61 to 468 code for a protein of 135 amino acids.
AAAACUCAAAUAAUAUAUAUAAUUAAACAUCAUCAACUAAUUCUCUGGUUUUGUGAUAAUAUGGAAAAGAAUUUUCAUCUAAUGCUUUUUUUACAAGCAAUAAUCAGUAGUCUAAUAAUUUGUUUCGUCGGAUUUCAGAUUUCUAUAGCAUUAACAGAACAAUCUAAAUUUCUUGAAUCUUUUUCUCAUUUAAUUGUAUCGCUUUUUCAACUAUUACUUUUCUGUUUUCCCGGAGAUAUUUUAAUGCGACAGAGUUUCAAUAUAAGCAUAGCUGCAUAUUCUAUACAAUGGUAUCAAUUGCCAAUUUUUAUUAAAGAUGAAAUAUAUAUGAUUAUAUUACGUUCUCAAAAACCUAGUUUUAUUACUGCAGGAAAAUUAUAUAUAAUGCAUUUAGAAAAUUUUACCGCGAUACUUAGUACUGCAUUUUCAUAUUUUAUGAUGCUUCAAAGCUUCAAUACAGAAGCUUAGAAAUUAAAAUUGCUUACUAGAGGAUCAUACACGAAUGGCGUCAAUACACUUAAUAAUGUACUACUUUGUUGUCGAAGAACCCUCAUAGUUAUUUCACAAGCACGCCUAAAUGGUCCUUCAAUUUUUAAUGGUCCCAUAGC